Strongylocentrotus purpuratus (purple sea urchin) is the source of this 1917-nucleotide messenger RNA. Its product is annotated as toll-like receptor 4. Gene Ontology annotation, cellular component: membrane. Gene Ontology annotation, biological process: G protein-coupled receptor signaling pathway. Lineage: Eukaryota; Metazoa; Echinodermata; Echinoidea; Camarodonta; Strongylocentrotidae. Gene Ontology annotation, molecular function: G protein-coupled receptor activity; protein binding. The transcript is spliced from 3 exons. The coding region runs from base 1 to 1812 and encodes 603 amino acids. The record is from RefSeq and is a predicted model, not a curated record.
AUGGAAAACACGUCACAGCUUCAUUUUGAUUACUUCACAAUAGAAGCUACGGAGAUAGAUGGGAAGAGUUUAGAAACGGGAACAGAAACUCGCAGAGGACAAGAAGUGUAUAACAUACCUUUCCAUCAUCGAGCUAUUGUUGCAUCAGUCUUGAUUGGAUUGACACUGAUCGGUCUGUUGGGUAAUAUCCUCGUCAUCAUCGCCGUCGUCGUCGCCAAGAAACUUCGUACGAUCACGAACAUACUGGUGGUCAAUCUGGCUUUCGCUGAUUUGGUAACGUGUCUCUGCAUUCCAUUCCAGGUUGUGGGGCUUCUAAGUCAAACAGAAGGAUAUCCUCUACAUGAUUUUGUCUGCGCAACGGUUGCAGGGGUCGCUGUCACUUGUAUUUGCUGUAGCUCCUCGACUCUAGUCGUCAUAGCCAUCGUCCGCUGGUACGUCAUCACUAAGUUCGUCCGUGGUCAACGGGGCAUCCACUCUCCUAAGAAACUCGCCACAGUAGUGGCGAUCAUCUGGAUUGGGUCUGCCGCGUUGACGGUCGUACCCACUCUUCUAGGAAUGGGGACACUUGGCUAUUCUCAAUACUACAGCCUAUCAACCAGUAUAAAUCGGCUCAUCCCCGGCACUAGCGUGUUCACACUCUACAGUAUCGUGUUAUUACCGGCAAAUAGCGCAGUCAGUCCGAUCAUCUACGGAUUCAAGCAUCCUAACUUCCAACUAGAUCUGGCUGACUGUCGUAUACAGGAACUUGGCUCGGGUAUAUUUAGGAAUCUCACGUUACUAACAUAUCUCUCAUUGGCCGAAAACUUUAUUAAAAUCAUUCCUGAGAAAGCUUUUCAAGAUUUACAGAAUUUACGUACCCUGAAACUGAAUUUUAACUCUAUUACAGUAAUCGAGAAGGAAUUAUUUUCUAGAAUACCCAGUCUCAAGUAUCUAUCCCUCCAGAAUAAUCAAAUAUCCACGAUAGAUCCUUUUACACUAAUACCAACAAGUCUAAAUGUGUUAAUCAUUGCGAACAAUCCUUUCACGUGUACCUGCCAACUUGAGUGGUUCAGGGAAUUGCUGGACAAGAUGAAUACAACAAUCUAUCAAAGAAGUGAGACUCGGUGCUCUAGUACUUCAUUCAAAUCGCUAAAAAAUCAGACUAUCUGGUCGUUCCAUCCUAAAGAUUACUGCGGAGUCAAUAUCUAUCUUAUCAUAGGUGUAUCUUUGGCAAUCGUGACCGUUCUGUCGCUAAGUGUCCUCGUAUACCUAAAGCGCUGGUGGCUGAACCACAAACUAUUUCUCUUAAAGUUGGCCAUCUUUGGGUAUCAAGAAAUCAUUGAAAAUCAAGGUCAUGUGGACUACGAGUAUCAGCUUAACCUCAUGUUCCGCGAAGAUGAUGAGUGGUGGAUCAACGAUUGCAUGAAGCCAUUCCUGCAGGGGAGGAUGCCACAUCUGGAGCAUAUUGUUUGGGGGGAUAGUGGCCUCCAUCCAGGGUCUUUCUACUUAAACGCCAUCUACGACGUCAUCGAGAACAGCUUCAAGACGGUCUUGUUGCUUAGCAACCAGUCAGUGGAGGAUACCUGGUUCAUGACCAAACUGCGUAUGGCCGUGGAGCAUAUGAAUGACACCAAGUUGGAGAAGGUCAUCCUCAUAUUCUUAGAGGAUAUCGAUGAUGACCACCUACCGUAUCUUGUAAGGCUGUUGCUGAGUCGGAACAAACCUUACUUGCUGUGGGUUGAUGAUGAUGAAGAUGGACAAGAACUUUUCUGGGCACAAUUUCAGAAGAGCAUGAGGGCUAACAGGAAAAUGAAUAAUGUAAUUCCAGUUUAGUAACAGAUCAAAAAGUGUGACUUCUACACUUUUAUGGAAGAUCGCGUGUCAUGACACGUGGUUGUAACUAGACGUUUGUUUACACAAACAAAACCAAUUCCUUGA